Messenger RNA from Saxophila tyrrhenica, 2877 nucleotides. RefSeq names its product Alanine--tRNA ligase (gene ALA1). Gene Ontology annotation, cellular component: cytoplasm; mitochondrion. Bases 1 to 2877 code for a protein of 958 amino acids. NCBI's taxonomy places the organism in Eukaryota, Fungi, Ascomycota, Dothideomycetes, Mycosphaerellales, Extremaceae. The transcript has 3 exons. The record is from RefSeq and is a predicted model, not a curated record. Gene Ontology annotation, biological process: alanyl-tRNA aminoacylation. Gene Ontology annotation, molecular function: aminoacyl-tRNA deacylase activity; alanine-tRNA ligase activity; ATP binding.
AUGGCCUCCACGACGGGCCAGGAGCCCGAGUGGACGGCGUCGAAGGUCCGCUCUACUUUCAUUGACUACUUCAAGAAAAAUGGCCACACGGCGGUACCCAGCUCAUCAGUGGUGCCCCUGGCGGACCCAACACUCCUCUUCACCAAUGCUGGCAUGAACCAGUUCAAAUCGAUCUUCCUAGGAACAGUCGACCCAUCCUCGGACUUCGCAAAGCUCAAGCGUGCCGUGGACUCACAGAAGUGCAUUCGUGCGGGUGGCAAGCACAAUGACCUGGACGAUGUCGGCAAAGACAGUUACCAUCACACCUUCUUUGAGAUGUUGGGCAACUGGUCAUUCGGCGACUACUUCAAGAAGGAAGCCAUUGGCUUUUCAUGGGAGCUGCUGACCAAGGUCUACGGACUGGACCCUGACCGGCUGUACGUGACCUACUUCGAAGGCAAGCCGGACGCUGGACUAGAGCCGGACAACGAAGCCAAGCAAUACUGGAAGGACGUCGGUGUUGCGGACGACCACAUCUUGACCGGCGAUAUGAAGGACAACUUCUGGGAGAUGGGUGAUCAGGGCCCUUGCGGACCUUGUUCGGAGAUUCACUUCGAUCGCAUUGGUGGGCGAAAUGCUGCGCAUCUGGUGAACCAAGACGACCCGAACGUGCUUGAGAUCUGGAACAACGUGUUCAUCCAGUACAACCGCGAGCCGGACAGCUCUUUGAAGUCGUUACCAAACAAGCACGUAGACACUGGCAUGGGUUUUGAGCGGUUAGUCUCCGUUCUGCAGAACAAGAUGUCGAAUUAUGACACAGACGUCUUCACACCAAUAUUCGCUGCUAUCCAGGAACUCACAGGUGCACGAGAGUACCGCGGCAAGUUCGGCGACGAGGAUCCGGAUGGUAUCGAUACCGCAUACAGAGUCGUCGCAGACCAUGUACGCUUGCUCACCUUUGCGAUCUCCGAUGGGGGUGUCCCGGAUGCCGUUGGCCGUGGCUACGUUGUGCGUCGUGUGCUACGGCGUGGAGUACGCUACGCUCGCAAGUACUUCAAUGUCGAGAUUGGCGAGUUCUUCGCCAAGCUGCUCCCUACUCUAACCGCGCAGAUGGGCGACAUGUUCCCUGAAAUCAAGGCCAGGCAGUCUGAUGUGUCGGAAAUUCUGAAGGAGGAGGAAAUCAGCUUCGCGAAGACACUGGACCGUGGCGAGGCGAUGUUUGAGAAGUAUGCGCAGAAGUGUAAGCUGCAAGAUACGAAAGACCUUGCUGGCGCGGACGUGUGGCGAUUGUAUGACACGUACGGCUUCCCGGUCGAUCUCACACGCCUGAUGGCUGAGGAGCGUGGUUUGACGAUCGACGAUGAAGAGGUCGAGAAAGCACAGCUCAAGGCUAGGCUUGCAUCGAAGGGUGAGAAGAAGGCCGGCGCUGACCUCGUCAAGCUCAAUGUGCACGACAUCAGUGCGCUGGAGAAGAUGGCUGACGUCCCGAAGACGGACGACUCACCAAAGUUCCAGCGGGACAACAUCCACGCCACCGUCAAAGCGAUCUACCACAGCGGCAAGUUCGUCGACACCACAGAAGAGGUGCCAGAAGGCGAGCAAUUCGGCCUCAUCCUGGACCGCACAAACUUCUACGCUGAGCAAGGUGGUCAAGAGUUUGACACCGGCCGGAUUGUCAUCGAUGGCGAAGCAGAGAUCAGCGUGCACAACGUCCAAGUCUACGCCGGCUACGUGAUGCACACCGGCUACAUGAACUACGGCCACUUCAAGCUCGGCAACGAAGUCCUCUGCGACUACGACGAGCUUCGCCGCCAACCCAUCCGCCACAACCACACCGGCACCCACAUCCUCAACUUCGCCCUCCGCGAAGUGCUCGGCGAAGACGUCAACCAGAAGGGCUCCCUCGUCGCUCCCGAAAAGCUGCGUUUCGACUUCAGCCACAAGAGCGGCUGCUCCGACACCGAGAUCGCCAAGAUCGAAGAACUCACCACCAGCUACAUCCGCCAGAACAGCGAAGUCUACGCCACCGACGUCCCGCUCGCCACGGCACGCAACAUCGAAGGCGUCCGCGCCGUCUUCGGCGAAACCUACCCCGACCCCGUGCGCGUCGUCAGCAUCGGCGUCCCGGUGGAAGAACUGCUCGAAGACGUCAAGAACCCGCAAUGGCGCUCCGUCUCUGUUGAGUUCUGCGGUGGUACGCACGUGAAGAACACGUCAGAGAUCAAGGACCUGAUCGUGCUGGAGGAGAACGGCAUCGCGAAGGGUAUCCGUCGUAUCGUCGCUGUCACUGGCGCUUUGGCGCAUGAAGUCCAGCGCGAAGCGGAGGAAUGGAACACCCGCAUCGCCGAGCUCGAACGCAUGCCCUACUCCGCGGAGAAAGAGGCCAGGACGAAAGAGCAGCAGCACGAACUUGGACGGAUCGAGAUCUCGCUACUGUCAAAGUCGAAGCUCCGCGACCGCUUCGCUGCGGUCGUGAAAGCAAACCUCGACCAGCAGAAAUCCGCGCAAAAAGCCGAAAACAAACGGGUCUUGGACGUAGUGACCCAGCAUUUCGAAAAGGACAAAGAGAACAGCACCCUCGUCCUCUCCGUCCCCGUGUCCGCGGGCUCGAAGGCGAUUCAAGAGACGAUCAAAGUCGUCGGGUCGAAGCAGAAGGAUAAGACGGUGUAUCUCCUCGGUAAGGCGGAGGAUGGGAAGGUCUUGCACGGAUGUCACGUUUCCAGCGAUGCGCAGGGUAAGGGCGCGGAUGCGAGUAAGUGGGCGAAUGAAGUAGCGGGUCUGGUUGGAGGCAAGGCGGGUGGCAAGGGGCCGACGAGUUUGGGUCAGGGGACUGAGGCGGGCAAGGUGGAUGAGGCGGUGGAGGUGGCGCGGAAGUAUUUGGAGGGGUUGGGGCUUUGA